AAUUAGUGGGCGCGCAGCCUGGAUUUAGAUUGUCAACUGAACUGCAUUAAUUUCAGUGCUAUGAUCCCUUCCUAAAAUCAAAUUACGUAACACAACGCGCAGGUUGGUGAGCCUUUGAAUCCGUGUACUACUUCACCGCCCAAACCUUUAUCAUUUUCCUUGUGUCUGUCAAUGUGCGAGUCCACCAACCGAAUUUCGCGUCCCCGCGCAUGCGCACUUACAAAUCCCAUGGAUCUGCUUUAAAUCACUCAGAAGACCAGGCAGGCAGAGCGCUGCACAUCUACGCAUCCUUCCAUUUCUUAAAUUAGCCACCUUAAGCUUCGAGAUACCGCCCCCAAUUUCAGUGUCGGCACGGAGCCGCCAGGCCGGGACAGAGACGGAGAGAGAGCCCUCGGCCAUGGAAGCGCUCGGACCCGGCCCGCCUGCCCCUACCUCCCUCUUCCAACCACCACGCCGGCCCGGCUUGGGUACGGUGGGGAAGCCGAUUCGCCUGCUGGCCAAUCACUUCCAGGUGCAGAUCCCCAAGAUCGACGUCUACCAUUAUGACAUUGACAUCAAGCCUGAAAAGCGACCCCGCCGGGUCAACAGAGAGGUGGUGGACACAAUGGUGAGACAUUUUAAGAUGCAGAUCUUUGGGGACAGUCAGCCUGGUUAUGAUGGCAAGAGGAACAUGUAUACGGCACAUCCACUACCCAUCGGGAGAGACCGGGUGGAUCUGGAGGUGACAUUGCCAGGUGAGGGGAAGGAUCAGACCUUCAAGGUGUCUUUGCAGUGGGUGUCAGUGGUGAGUCUGCAGAUGCUCCUGGAAGCUCUGUCUGGUCAUUUGAACGAGGUCCCGGAGGAUUCUGUACAGGCUCUGGAUGUCAUCACUCGUCACCUGCCCUCCAUGCGGUACACUCCAGUAGGUCGUUCCUUCUUCUCACCACCAGAGGGGUAUUACCACCCACUGGGAGGAGGGAGGGAGGUUUGGUUCGGUUUCCAUCAGUCUGUCCGUCCAGCAAUGUGGAACAUGAUGCUCAACAUAGACGUGUCAGCUACAGCCUUCUACCGAGCCCAGCCUGUCAUUGAGUUCAUGUGUGAGGUUCUGGACAUCCAGAACAUCAAUGAGCAGACCAAGCCCCUCACAGAUUCACAACGUGUCAAGUUCACCAAGGAGAUCCGAGGACUGAAAGUGGAGGUCACACACUGCGGCCAGAUGAAGAGGAAGUACCGUGUGUGCAAUGUCACACGCCGCCCAGCCAGCCAUCAGACAUUUCCUUUGCAGCUCGAGAACGGACAAGCUAUGGAGUGCACCGUUGCCCAGUAUUUCAAACAAAAGUACAGCCUGCAGCUCAAAUACCCCCACUUGCCCUGCCUCCAGGUGGGGCAAGAACAGAAGCACACCUAUCUGCCCCUUGAGGUUUGUAACAUAGUGGCAGGACAGCGCUGUAUAAAGAAACUAACAGAUAACCAGACCUCAACCAUGAUAAAAGCUACGGCCCGCUCAGCCCCAGACAGACAGGAAGAGAUCAGCAGACUGGUCAAAAGCAACAACAUGGUGGGCGGGCCUGACCCUUACCUGAAAGAGUUUGGCAUUGUGGUUCACAAUGAUAUGACAGAGGUGACCGGGCGGGUCCUCCCAGCGCCCAUGCUUCAGUAUGGGGGCCGGGGACUCUCUCCCCAGAACAAAACUGUGGCCACACCCAAUCAGGGUGUCUGGGACAUGAGAGGAAAGCAGUUUUAUGCGGGUAUAGAGAUCAAGGUGUGGGCCGUAGCCUCGGAAGUGAAGCGUGUGGGAGAUACUCUGCUGGGAAUGGCCACUCAGUGCGUUCAGGUGAAGAAUGUGGUGAAGACGUCCCCUCAGACGCUGUCCAAUCUCUGUCUGAAGAUCAACGCCAAACUAGGAGGCAUCAACAAUGUGCUGGUGCCACAUCAAAGGAUGAGAGUGGCUUUGCUCGACAGUGUCUCUAAAGGUGGAUGA
This is a messenger RNA of Sinocyclocheilus grahami, 1960 nucleotides long. Its product is annotated as protein argonaute-4-like. Gene Ontology annotation, molecular function: RNA binding; protein binding. Lineage: Eukaryota; Metazoa; Chordata; Actinopteri; Cypriniformes; Cyprinidae. The coding region runs from base 398 to 1960 and encodes 520 amino acids. The record is from RefSeq and is a predicted model, not a curated record. The transcript is spliced from 13 exons.